AUGUUACAAAUCUAGAAAAACAUGGAUCUCUUAAGCAACUUGACAUCUAAAUUUCCAACCUUCUUGUUGACUGGCAUUCCUGGCCUAGAGUCUGUCCAUGUGUGGAUCUCCCCCUUCUGUUGUCUCUAUGCCAUUGCCCUCUCUGGGAACAGCAUGAUCCUAUUUGUCAUCAUUACCCAGCAGAGUCUUCAUGAGCCCAUGUACUAUUUCCUCUCCAUGCUUUCAGCUGCUGACUUGGGCUUGACUGUUUCUACAAUGUCAACAUUAGGUAUCCUCUGGUUUGAGGCAGUUGAAAUCAAUCUAAAUAACUGCAUUAUCCAGAUGUUUUUUCUUCAUGGAUUUACCUUCAUAGAAUCUGGGGUGCUGGUGGCGGCCUUUGACUGCUAUGUGGCCAUCUGUGAUCCUCUGAGGUACGCUACCAUUCUCACUAAUUCUAGAAUCAUUCAGAUGGGCCUGUUAAUGAUUAUACACACUAUAGUAUUAAUAGUACAACUACUUUUGCUCUUGAAGCCCCUCUAUUUCUGUAGGGCAAAUGUCCUUUCCCACUCCUACUGCUACCACCCAGAUGUGAUUAAAUUAGCAUUUUCAGAUACUUGGGCCAACAGCAUCUGUGGAUUAAUUGAUCUCAUCCUGACCACAGGAGUAGAUACACCAUGCAUUGUCCUGGUUUAUAUUUUGAUCAUUCACUCUGUCCUCAGUACUGCCUCCCCUGAAGAGCGACAUAAGGUCUUUAACACCUGUGUCUCCCACAUUGGAGCAGUGGCUGUUUUCUACAUCCCCAUGAUGAGCCUGUCCUUGGUACAUCUCUAUGGUCCAUCAGCCCCCAAAGUUGUCCAUUCGGUGAUGGCCAAUAUAUAUCUGCUUUUGCCUCCCAUGCUCAACCCCAUAAUCUAUAGUGUAAAAACAAAACAGAUUUGCAAGGCUAUAUACUCAGUCUUCUCCUUACAAAAUAAACAGAGAUAA
This is a messenger RNA of Zalophus californianus (California sea lion), 963 nucleotides long. Its product is annotated as olfactory receptor 51F1. Gene Ontology annotation, biological process: G protein-coupled receptor signaling pathway. The record is from RefSeq and is a predicted model, not a curated record. Gene Ontology annotation, molecular function: olfactory receptor activity; G protein-coupled receptor activity. NCBI's taxonomy places the organism in Eukaryota, Metazoa, Chordata, Mammalia, Carnivora, Otariidae. Gene Ontology annotation, cellular component: membrane.